Messenger RNA from Lathyrus oleraceus (garden pea), 1018 nucleotides. RefSeq names its product vacuolar iron transporter homolog 2. Gene Ontology annotation, molecular function: manganese ion transmembrane transporter activity. Gene Ontology annotation, biological process: intracellular manganese ion homeostasis. The coding region runs from base 31 to 684 and encodes 217 amino acids. The record is from RefSeq and is a predicted model, not a curated record. Lineage: Eukaryota; Viridiplantae; Streptophyta; Magnoliopsida; Fabales; Fabaceae. The transcript has a single exon.
UUCAUUAGCUUGUGUCCUCCACACUCUCUAAUGGAAUCCAAUAAUUCACCUCUCAACCAAACAAAACUUGUGCAUCCAAACAAUAACCAUGAUCAUGAACAAAAUGCAACACUCGAGAUCCAAAGCGACGAGUUCGAUUACUCGAAAAGAUCACAAUGGCUUCGCGCCGCGGUAUUAGGAGCUAACGACGGAUUAGUUUCAACAGCGUCGCUAAUGAUGGGUGUAGGAGCAGUGAAACAAGACAUCAAAGCCAUGAUCUUGUCCGGUUUCGCAGGACUCGUAGCCGGUGCAUGUAGCAUGGCAAUAGGUGAGUUUGUAUCUGUUUACUCACAGCUUGACAUUGAAAUAGCUCAAAUAAAAAGAGACAAAAACAAUAUUGAAGAUGUUGUUGUUGAGAAAGAAAGUUUGCCAAAUCCUUUACAAGCUGCAGCGGCUUCGGCUUUGGCAUUUUCAGUUGGUGCAAUGGUGCCACUUCUUGCAGCGUCUUUUAUUAAAGAUUAUAAGUUAAGAGUAGGUGUUGUUUUGGUAGCAGUUAGUUUUGCUUUGGUUGUGUUUGGUUUGUUGGGAGCAGUGUUGGGUAAGGCACCUGUUUUGAAGUCUUGUUUGAGGGUCUUGCUUGGAGGUUGGAUUGCUAUGGCUAUUACUUUUGGGCUAACUAAGUUGAUUGGAUCAAGUGGGCUUUAGAUUUUAAUUAACAAUAUCUUUAUUAAGUAAGUGAACUAAUUAAUGUGUUUUGAUUAUCUCACUUUUCUUAUAAAUUGAUCACCUCUUUUUUUUUUAGGUUUUUGGAAAAAUGAGGUGGGAAUUAUAUAGACUUAAGUUGGCUUUUGUGUAAUAAAAAAUCAUAAACAUAAAUGGGCUAGGUUGUCAAAAAAAAACUUUUAUAUUAUGUAAUUGUCUUUACUAUAUUAUAAUAAACCUAGGAGAUUUUUAUUUAAAUAGUGCAUGGAUAUAUGUAAUAUGGCCCAUAUUUGUGUAUAUUUUCUUUAUUAUAAAAAAAAGUGUAGCAUUUGUACUA